ACGACUUACGAGAGUUAAACCAUAUUUAUCUCCAAUUUUUCAAAAGCGAUUUCUUAGUGUCACGACUCACAGUAUCUGAUAUUUGGCUAAGAAGAGUGAGUGAGUGAGUGAGUGGGAGAGAUGGUGCUAUCUCAGAAACUUCACGAAGCCUUCAAAGGCACCGUAGAGAGAAUCACAGCUCCCCGCACCGUCUCUGCCCUGAAGGAAAAAGGCGUUCUCAGCAUCACCGAAUUCAUCGUCGCCGGCGAUAAUCUCGUCUCCAAAUGCCCCACCUGGUCCUGGGAAUCAGGCGAGCAAAGCAAGAUGAAGUCAUAUUUACCUCCGGAAAAGCAGUUCCUCAUCACUAGAAAUGUUCCUUGUCUACGAAGGGUUGCAUCUUUAGAAGAAGAAUAUGAAGUUGGAGGUGAAGUGCUAAUUGAUAAUGAAGAUAAUGAUGGUUGGCUGGCAACUCAUGGUAACCCAAAAGAAAAUAAUUGUGAUGAGGAUGAUAGCUUGCCUUCCAUGGAGACCCUUGAAAUCAGCAAUAAGAAUCCUAUUCAGUCAAUUCCUUCAUACUUUGGGGGUGAGGAGGAAGAAGAUAUUCCAGACAUGGCCGAAUACGAUGAACCUGACAACCUUAUUGAAAUGGACCCUGCAACACUUCGGUCUACAUAUCUUGUGGCUCAAGAACCUGAUGAUGAUAAUAUUCUUCGAACCCGAACAUAUGACAUCAGCAUCACGUAUGAUAAAUAUUAUCAAACACCUCGAGUAUGGCUUACCGGAUAUGAUGAGUCAAGGAUGCUUUUGCAACCAGAACUUGUACUUGAAGAUGUUAGUCAAGACCAUGCACACAAAACGGUAACCAUUGAAGACCAUCACCACUUGCCUGGAAAGCAUGCAUCUGUUCAUCCAUGUCGACAUGGAGCCGUGAUGAAGAAGAUUAUUGAUGUUCUAAUGUCACAUGGGGUUGAACCAGAAGUUGACAAGUACCUCUUCUUAUUCCUGAAGUUUGUGGCAUCUGUAAUUCCAACAAUCGAAUAUGAUUACACCCUAGACUUUGAUCUUGGUAGAUCAAGCAAUUGAUGAGAGGUUGAUUGGGUCAGCACGAUAUUUCUUUCGAUGCCCGUAGGUACGUGUGAUUGGAGGUCAAGAUGGGGUAGAAGUGAGUGCAUCUAAGUAAUCCAUAUGCUCUAGGAGAUUGGGAUCAAGCUGCUGUAGGAUGUAGCUCCUCUCUUGUAAUCCAUGUGCAAUCGGACUCUAUUCGUCCUCGCCAACAAACCAAGAAGUGUUAGACAGCUCCAUCCGUGGUGAAAAUAGUUUGCUCAUCCAAAAUUACAUCACUAAUAUCUUUAUGUACUUGUUGAAAAAUAGGUGGUGUAAGGUUGGGCUAGGGUUGGCCAAUGGAAUAGGGAAAUGAUCCUCAAAAGGAUCAUUUGGGAAAAAUGUUGGACCUUUAAAAGUAAUUAAAUCCUCUAUUAAAGGUGGAACUAAUGCCAUAAUCAGAUGGAAUAUCUAUGACAUAUGCAUUAGGUCCAAUUUGCUUAAAUACCUUGAAUGGACCUAACGGCCUGCAGUUUCUUGACGAUUCCUAAAGGAUAUCGUUUAGGAUGUUGGACCUUUAAAAGUAAUUAAAUCCUCUAUUAAAGGUGGAACUAAUGCCAUAAUCAGAUGGAAUAUCUAUGACAUAUGCAUUAGGUCCAAUUUGCUUAAAUACCUUGAAUGGACCUAACGGCCUGCAGUUUCUUGACGAUUCCUAAAGGAUAUCGUUUAGGCUUGAUAUGAAUCAUGAUGUAAUCCCCUAAAUUGAAAUUUAAACGGUGUUGAUGUGAAUCAAACCGAGUUUUAUAUUUUAUAUUACUAGCAUGAAUUUGAUUGUUGAUGUCUAUAUGGAACUCGUGCAUGUGACUGACAAACUCUACUGUAGACUCAAAAGCCCUAGCAUGUGGUGACUUAGGGAGAACUUGCCUUACUUCACACAAUCAGUGCUUGGUGCCAUGAUUGUACUGAAUCCACGUAUGAAGCAACGAUAAAAGUUUGUGAGCCCAUGGAAACUUUGAAUUUCAUGGAUGUUUUUGGGCUCAUGCCAUUCCACUAUUAUGGCUUUAAGCUUCUAUGGGUCAACAGACACUUCUUCAGAUGAGACCACAAACCUAAGAAAAUGACUAUUAGUAAAGAAAGAACACUUCUUGAGGUUUGCAUUCAAUUUCAAGCUUUAUCUCCUUAGAGUGGAACACUUCACCUCAACUGGCUAAGCAUUGCAAGCAAAACACUGGUCUUUAUAAUCUACCUAUACCACAUCGCCCUUGGGAAGAUAAACAUGGAUUUCAUACUAGGUCUUCCUCACACCCUUAGAAAGUACAAUUCCAUUCUCGUAUUGAUAGAUAGAUUCUUUAAAAUGGCUCAUUUCAUCCCAUGCUCCAAAACUUUUGAUGCGUCUAAGGUUGCAAUCUUUUCUUUGAUGAGAUUGUCAAAUUAUAUGGCUUCCUAAACCAUUGUAUCAAAUAGAGAUGUUAGGUUCAUGAGCUACUUUUGGAAAACUGUUUGGUGUAUGUUAAGGACGUAAUUGGAAUUCUCUACCACAUGCCAUUCCUAGCACUUGGAUUACACGUAAUUGGAAUUCUCUAGCACUUGGAUUACUUGGAUGCACUCAUUGUUACCCCAUCUCGACCUCUAAUCACACGUACCUACGAGCAUUGCGAGAAACAAUGUGUUGACCUAGUCAACCAGUGGAUAGAUGAUGGAGGUUCAUUUGAUGUAUUGCGAGCUUUACUCAAUAGAGUCAAGUCUCUCCCACCCUGGGGUCCCAUCUUCCUUUCUUUCAUCCAUUCCCAAUUUUUCUCCCAUCUUCCCUUUCUUCAACUAUUCCCAUUUUCCACUUCUUCCUUUUGACUUCCUUGCUGCCAUAUGUAGUUUCUAGAUAUUCUAACCAACAAAUAGCCAAAGCCCUGACCCUUGAAAAUAAAAAUAAAAAGUCAUUAUACAUCUAAACCUUGAAUUGACUUCACUCUUUGGAUUUGAUCGAGGAAGAGAGAGGGAAGCAUCACUGAGUAAGAUGAAAAAAGGCAUUAGUGAAAAACUAAAAGAUGCUUUAUAUUUCGGUGACUCAACUAUCCUCUCUUGCCAACAUUUACAACAAAACUAAUGUCUUGAAACACAUUUUCAUUUACAAAAGAAAUUAUGUCCUUAAGAUAUUAUUUCAUUUAAAAUAGAAAUCAUGUAUUCAAGAAAAAGAUUAAAUUCUAUAAGGAUGUGGUUAAACCCUUUGGUUUACACCCUACAAUAAGGACAUGCCACAUCAUCAUAUUACUAAAACAUAAAUACAUCGGAUCACACCGGAUGACAUCUCAAUAGACACCAUAUUUCAGGUUUAAAGUAAAACACUAAUGUGGUGUAAUUAUGUAUGGUGAGAUGUAUUGAGUUUUUAGUAAAAUGCUGAUAUGAUAAUCUCUUAUUGGAUGAUGUAAAAUAUGAGUUUUACACCCCAUCCUUACCAAUCCGAACUUUCAAGAAAUGGUUUUUAUUGUGAAAUUGUGUCUUUUGCAAAUGUGGCAAUGUUGCCAACUUGCCAUAUGUGUAACUACCAACUCUACCUAAAAUCAUGUAUUUUGGUGACAAUUUCAAAAGUACCAUAUUUGGUGAAAAAGUUUCAAAUAUACUGUACUUUUAGGAGUAUUUUUUUAAAAUGCAAUUUUUUGCUAAAAGACUCCAACACCUUUUUGCUUAUUUUUCUCAAAUGAAGAAAACCCAAGAAAAUCUCUCCCUCUCUCUCCAUUGCACUCUUCUCUUCCAACAACCAUAUUUUUGUAAGGCAAUAUUCAUGCAAAUUGUGAUUGUUUUAGGGUUAUUAGGGACAUUGCACUUGAGUAAGUUAACAUAGUGUAGACACUCAAUUUCGCACCCAUAAUUUAACCUUGGAAGAUAACAAAAUGGUCAUUUUAUGUAUCAAAAAAUCAUGGUUGCAUUUUAGUUAUUAACUCAUUCAUCAUAUAGCAUGAAAAUGAUCUUGAGGUUCCAACAGUCACAACGAUGUUUUCCGUUUCCAAAUUGGACAAUCAGAUUGAAAGAUAUCAUAAGAUUAAGUUUCAACAGUCUGCAUGCAUUCAUUCUGGUGAAACCUAUCGCAUAUGAUUGAUUUGAAUUAAUUUUGAUUGGUUGUUAAUUAAAAUUAAUUAAAUGAAUUUUUGUGAUUGAUGAAAUAUUUUUAUUGAAGUGUGAUUUGAGGCAUUGGAAUAAAAGAAAUAAGUUGAUAAUAUUAAAUUUGGACUGAUAAUUAGAUUUUUGGGAUAAUUAUUUUAAAAAUCCUAAUUAUCACUUUGGGAUGAUGUUUAUCAUGAAAAUAACUCUAAACUUUGUCCAAAUACAGUUUUAGACUUGGAAAGCACUUCAAAAACUUGUUAAUAAAGUAGUAGUUUUCAGAUUCACGUUGCAGGACACUUUUGGCAUAGUAAACAUCAAAAUUCGGACUAGGCUAUUUCUGGCAAAGUUGUAGGGCAUCGAAUUUUCCUUCAGUUGUCAAAAUUUCAGCUCAAUCCGAAUUUUGAGUAUAGAGAUAUGGUCAAAAUCUUGAAACGUAUUCAGAUCUGAAAAUUCAGCUCAAUUCUUAUCCAAAUCUUUUUUUUUUUUUUGGAUUUUUCCCUACAUUUUUUUGCUUAUUUAUUAAGCUGAUCUGACUUAUUUUUUAAGCAAUUAGCACUUUCUUCCCCUAACGUAAAAGAACCUCUUGAAGUUCUUUAGAACGUCUGAUCCUCACUAGACCAGAAACUUCUAAAGAUCAUUCCCUUCAAGAUUUUAUUUUCUGUUAGUAAGCAUUCUUUAUAUCAUAUAAUCAUCAUGUAGGAAAAUUAAUCAUGGCAGCAUGAGCAUGAGAAGCAAUCAUGUGAACAAUCUUAAUGAGCAUACAAAGAAAUCAUAUGAACAAUCAAAGCAUGUGAAGAAAAUUAAAACCUACUAACCUGCAUGAAUGAAUGAAAACAAGGGAGAUUUCUUUAGAAAUUAGAGAGAAGAGAUCUUUCUAAGGUCUAAAAAAGGCUCACUAACACAGAAGAAAAUCUUGAAGAGAAUGAUCUCUAGAAGUUUUUGGUCUAGUGAAGAUCAUAAGUUUUAAAAGAUUUCAAUAGGUUUUUUUUAUGUUAGGGGAAAAGGGUGUUGAAUUUUGGGUAUUUUCUCUAUUUAUAGAGGUGUUAAUUGCUUAAAAAAAAAAGUCAGAUCAGCUUAAAAAAUAAGCAAAAAAAUGUAGGAGGAAAAUCCUUUGAAAAAAAGAAAAGAAAAAAAGAGAGACUUGGAUAAGAAUUGUGCUGGAUUUUCAAAUCUGAACACAUUUCAGUAUUUUGACCAUAUGUCUCUACUCAAAAUUUGUAUUGAGCUGAAAUUUUGAUAGCUGAAGGAAAAUUCAAUUCCCUACAACUUUGCUAGAAAUAGCCUAGUCCAAAUUUUGAUGUUUACUAUGCCAAAAUUGUCCUGAAACGUGAAUCUGAAAAUUGAUACUUGAUUAACUCGGUUUUGAAGUGUUUUCCAAGUCUAAAACUGUAUUUGGACGAAUUUCAGAGUUAUUUUCAUGAUAAACUUCAUCCCAAUGUGAUAAUUAGGAUUUUUAAAAUAAUUAUUUUUAAAGAUAAUUAUGCCAAAAAUCUAAUUAUUAGUCUAAAUUUAAUAUUAUCAACUUAUUUCUUUUAUUCCUAUGCAGCAAAUCACACUUUAAUAAAAAUAUUCCACCAAUCACAAAAAUUCAUUUAAUUAACAACCAAUCAAAAUUAAUCAUAAGUGAUAGGUUUUAUCCAAAUGAAUGCAUGCAGACCGUUGAAACUUAAUCUUACGAUAUCUUUUGAUCCGACCGUCCGAUUUGGAAAUCGAACGCAUCGUUGUGAUCAUUGGAACCUCAAGAUCAUUUUCAUGUGGUAUGAUGAAUGAAUUAAUGACUAAAAUGCAACCAUGAUUUUUAGGUACAUGAAAUGGUCAUUUUCAAUUGAGGGAUGAAGUGAAAUGAUAGUGGAAGUUCAAGGUUUUGAUUGAAAUAAUUGGAAACUCAAGAUCGAAUUUGUUACCAAUCUUAAAUUCUAGGAGGAAUUAAAUUUUGAUAAUAAUGAUGACCAUAUCAUGGUAUUGAUAGUAAUAAUGAUAUAUAUAUAUAUAUAUAUAUUUUGGUAAUAUGAUAAUGCAACAACAAUCUUAAAAGGCUGGGAAAGAAACAGAAUGGCCGAAUUGAUAUACAGGUAUACCAUGUCAAUGUAUAUUGAUUCACGUGUGGAAGUCCCCAUACUUUCUUUUUUUCAUAUAUUCAGUGCCACAUGAUUUUGUUGUUUGUAAAUUACUUAAUUGUGUUCUUGAUGUCUGACAUCUUUUUGAUUCAAUGUUUUUAAUGUGGGAAUGAUAUGUCUUGCCAGAUUGAAGCCACAGGUUUAAUGUAUAAUGCAAGCAGAAAUCAGUCAACUGUCUCUGUUUAUUAGUAAUUUAUGCUAGACUGACCACAGUUGUGGAA
Messenger RNA from Quercus robur (English oak), 6454 nucleotides. Its product is annotated as autophagy-related protein 3-like. NCBI's taxonomy places the organism in Eukaryota, Viridiplantae, Streptophyta, Magnoliopsida, Fagales, Fagaceae. Gene Ontology annotation, cellular component: cytosol; cytoplasmic ubiquitin ligase complex. Gene Ontology annotation, molecular function: Atg8-family ligase activity. The record is from RefSeq and is a predicted model, not a curated record. Bases 121 to 1062 code for a protein of 313 amino acids. The transcript is spliced from 10 exons. Gene Ontology annotation, biological process: nucleophagy; autophagosome assembly; autophagy of mitochondrion.